AUGGUGCACCCCGACGACGGCCGCCGAUCGGAGAUCGUCAUGGACGCCGCCGGCCGGAGUUGCGAGGUGGACGAGGACUACAUCAGCGGCCUCCCCGACGACCUCCUGCACAACAUCCUCCUCCGCCUCCGCUCCACCGCCGCCGCCGCCCGCACCAGCGUCCUGUCCCGACGCUGGCUCCGCGUCUGGGCCCAUCUACCCGACCUCGAACACGGAAACUUCCGUGCGCCGGCGGCGGCGGUGGACUCGGUCCUCGACUCCAUCGACGCCGCCAUGGCCGCCAGCCAAGCCCUGGCCAUCGACAGCCUCUGCAUCACCGUGGAAAAGGAGAACCGAACCCGACAACUCCCCCUCGCCGCCAUCCCCGCCCACCGCGUGAUCGCGUGGCUACGCUUCGCCUCGCGGCGGCGCGUGCGCCGGCUCAACCUCUCGUUCCGCCUCCGGCUGAUGAUGAUCCCGCCGCCGGUGGCCGGCGGCAGCGGCGCGUUCACGAAGCUCACCGCCCUGACCAUAAUCACCGCCGCCGUGGAAAGCCGCGAUCUGGAAGCCCUCGUGUCCUCGCAUUGCCCUCGCCUCGAGAGACUCUCCAUCAUCGGCGUAAAGCUGCUCGGCGGCGGCGGCGCCGCCUCCAGCUUCUCCAUACGCUCCGACUCGCUCACCUCGCUGUACAUCCACCUCCGGGACUCCAGCCUGGAGGAGGUCGUGGCCCCGAGGUUGGAGAAGCUGCACGCGUCAGGCGACACCGGGUUCCACGUCGCUGCCCCCAUGCUGGCCGAGGUCUCUUGGCAAGACGUCCAUCGUGCCUACCUCAGCAAUGGCGUCCGCCGCCGCCCGCUCAAGAUCGCCGGCGCCGCGCGUAGUCUGCGGCGGCUAUGCAUCACGUCACCCUGUUCGGUCGGGUAUCUGCUGCAGAGAUUCGACGCCGUCGACUGGCUGGAUCUGACACUCGCGGUUCCUCAGGGAGUGGAGGCAUACAGGACAUUCAUGGAUGAUAUGGACAACCUUCCCAAGUGUGAGACAUUGGUGGUAGCUCUAAUAGCGCAGUUCCAUGGCUUUGUGCCAAGCAUGCUACAUCUCCUGAGAAGAUGCAGCCAUGUAAAGAAACUUGUGGUAAUGAUUAUUGAACACAGAGACCCACCUCCAUUAUCACCAUCCAGUUUCUGCUCGACAGCAUGCCCCUGUCGCUCGCCAGAUAUCUACAAGACCGACGGCAUUGCUCUCGACUGCCUUGAAGAAGUAGAGAUCCGUCCCAUAGGAUCAGCUCCUGUGGGAGUAGUUGCAGAAUUUGUGGAUCAGAUAUUCAGACUGGAUGCAGCCAUGCUCAAGAAGGUGGUCUAUCAGCAGUCACCAUUUAGACCAGACCAGGAGGGCUACGAGAAGGUCCGCAGCAUGUAUCUUUCAAAUCCCAGAAUCGAGUUCAGGCAAUUGGCCUCUACUACACAAAGCAAGGAUGUGACAGUCUUGUGUUCAGUAAAUCAGUCGUAG
Molecule: messenger RNA, 1485 nt
Organism: Oryza sativa Japonica Group (Japanese rice)
Lineage: Eukaryota; Viridiplantae; Streptophyta; Magnoliopsida; Poales; Poaceae
Source: RefSeq, a predicted model, not a curated record